AAGCACCAUCAACUGGACAAAAUUGUAUCAACCAACCAACACGCGCUCCAUCACAAGCUCGUAAAGAACUGUAGCAUCCCCCCCUAACCCACUACAAAAAACCACCGUAGAACCUUUUAGCCAUGUCAGGACAAACAGAGACCUUCGGCUUCCAAGCUGAAAUCACUCAACUCCUUGACCUUAUCAUUAACACCUUCUACUCCAACAAAGAAAUCUUUCUUCGUGAAUUGAUUUCCAACUCGUCCGAUGCCCUUGACAAAAUCCGAUAUGCUUCCCUCACCGACCCUUCCCAGCUUGACAGCGAGAAGGAGUUCUUUGUGCGCAUCACCCCCGACAAGGAAAACAAAACCUUGACCAUUCAAGACUCUGGAAUUGGUAUGACUAAGGCCGACCUCGUGAACAACUUGGGUACCAUUGCCAAGUCCGGCACCAAGGCUUUCAUGGAGGCCCUGUCCAGCGGUGCUGACAUCAGCAUGAUUGGUCAAUUUGGUGUCGGUUUCUACUCUGCCUACCUCGUGGCCGACCGGGUUACUGUCAUCACCAAGCACAACGAUGAUGAGCAAUACAUCUGGGAAUCUGCUGCUGGUGGUACCUUCACCAUCACCCCUGACCCUGCCGGUCCUACUCUUGGCCGAGGAACUCGCAUGAUCCUUCACCUCAAGGAAGAUCAAUUGGAAUACAUCGAGGAGAAGCGCAUCAAAGACAUUGUCAAGAAGCACUCCGAAUUCAUCUCAUACCCCAUCCAGCUUGUCGUCACCACCGAGGAAGAGAAGGAGGUCGAUGAUGAUGAAGCUGACGAGGAGAUCAAGACUGAGGACGACGACUCCAAGGAAGCCAAGGUCGAGGAACUCGACGAAGACUCGGAGAAGAAGAAAAAGACCAAGAAAAUCACCGAAAAGAGCACCAAACAAGAAGAGCUUAACAAGACUAAGCCCAUCUGGACGCGUAACCCUCAAGACAUUCCCCAGGACGAAUACGCCUCCUUCUACAAGUCGCUCACCAAUGACUGGGAAGACCAUCUCGCCGUCAAGCACUUCUCUGUUGAGGGACAACUGGAAUUCAAGGCCAUUCUGUUCGUCCCCAAGCGUGCACCCUUCGAUCUCUUCGAAAGCAAAAAGAAACGCAACAACAUCAAGUUGUAUGUCCGCCGGGUUUUCAUCAUGGAUGACUGUGAAGAUCUUAUUCCCGAAUACCUAAACUUUGUCAAAGGUAUUGUUGAUUCGGAAGAUCUCCCCCUCAACAUUUCUCGAGAAACUCUUCAACAGAACAAGAUCCUCAAAGUUAUCCGCAAGAACUUGGUCAAGAAGGUUCUUGACAUGUUCACCGAGAUCUCUGAGGACAAGGACAACUUCAACAAGUUCUACGAAGCUUUCGGCAAGAACCUCAAGCUCGGUAUCCACGAAGAUCAGCAAAACCGAUCCAAGUUGGCUGAAUUCUUGCGAUUCCACUCGACCAAGAGCACCGAUGAAUUGACCAGCUUCAAAGAUUACAUUACCCGAAUGCCCGAAAUCCAGAAAAACAUCUACUACCUCACCGGUGAAUCCCUCAGUGCCGUCCGAGACUCACCCUUCCUCGAAGUCUUCAAGAAGAAGUCUUUCGAAGUCUUGCUCAUGGUUGACCCCAUCGACGAAUAUGCCGUCACUCAACUGAAAGAGUUUGAAGGCAAGAAGUUGGUGUGUGUCUCCAAGGAGGGCCUCGAGCUUGAGGAAUCCGAGGAAGAGAAGAAGGCUCACGAAGAAGAGUCCAAGGCUUACGAAAACCUCUGCAAGGUCAUGAAGGAGAACCUUGGCGACAAGGUGGAGAAGGUUCAGGUUUCCAACCGAAUCAACCAAUCCCCCUGUGUGCUUGUGACCGGUCAAUUCGGCUGGAGUUCCAACAUGGAACGAAUCAUGAAGGCUCAAGCUCUGCGUGACUCGGGGAUGUCGAGUUACAUGAUGAGCAAAAAGACUCUCGAGAUCAACCCUCAGAACCCGAUCAUUCGGGAGCUCAAGAACAAAGUCCAAGAAGAUUCCUCUGACAAGACUGUCCGUGACCUGAGUGUCUUGUUGUUCGAGACUGCCCUCUUGACUUCGGGAUUCACGCUUGAUGCUCCUCAGCAUUUCGCCGAGCGUAUCCACCGAAUGGUAUCUCUUGGACUUUCCAUUGAUGUCCAGGAGGAGCCCGAAGCCUCCACCUCUGGCGCCAACGCCGACGCAGAGGUCCCACCCCUAGAAGCCACUGCUGCCUCUGCCAUGGAAGAGGUCGACUGAUCGCCCAACUCUAGCCGAAGCUGUCAACUCGUCUCAGCCCCUCUCCUCUUUCAAAAAAAAAAAAAAAACUAGCUCGAUCAUAAUUUUAUUAAGUUUACCUUUGAUGUCUUUUUCUUCUUUCUACGAACAAGUUUAAUGUUUAUGAAUCAUGAUUGUCUUUGCACGUACUGUCAAAACCGUUACGGAUUUAAUGUGAAGAUGAAAGAUUGUAAAAUAGAAAAAAAAAAUUAAUCGGUCGAUAUCAAGUUGAAGAAACCUCUUGUAAAUAGCUUUCAGUUACCAAACAAAGCUGUUGUCGUCCAUGUUGUAGUCUCGUUCACUUGUUUAAGAGGCUUCCAUUUGUUUGAUUUGUUCUUUUUUUUUUGGUUUUUCUUAUACCAUGGUAAAUACAAGUUUGAUUUCGAAGAUUCAUGAACUCGUUGGGCGUCCAACAAAUUACUUGGGAGCAGUGUGUGGCUUUUGGUUGGCAGCAGUGCGG
This is a messenger RNA of Puccinia graminis f. sp. tritici CRL 75-36-700-3, 2727 nucleotides long. RefSeq names its product heat shock protein 83. Gene Ontology annotation, molecular function: ATP binding; ATP-dependent protein folding chaperone; ATP hydrolysis activity. Gene Ontology annotation, cellular component: perinuclear region of cytoplasm; protein-containing complex; cytosol. The coding region runs from base 123 to 2249 and encodes 708 amino acids. NCBI's taxonomy places the organism in Eukaryota, Fungi, Basidiomycota, Pucciniomycetes, Pucciniales, Pucciniaceae. The transcript is spliced from 12 exons. Gene Ontology annotation, biological process: protein folding; cellular response to heat; protein stabilization. The record is from RefSeq and is a predicted model, not a curated record.